This is a messenger RNA of Sphenostylis stenocarpa, 744 nucleotides long. NCBI's taxonomy places the organism in Eukaryota, Viridiplantae, Streptophyta, Magnoliopsida, Fabales, Fabaceae. The record is from the annotation of a GenBank genome assembly.
AUGGCAGAAGUGGCGAAGAACAGAGACGCUCGACGGCGAAGAAGAAUCCUCGACCAAGGAUCCGACCGUCUCGCCUUCAUAACGGGUCGGAUCCAAACACUCCCUCCCACGCUUCCCGAUUCCGCCGCUUCAUCUCCGCAACUGCACCAUCCAAACACUACCCUUCCUGCUUCUGUUCACCACUCCGAUUCCACUUCGCACAAUCCCCAACCCUACAACGACGCCAAAACCGCAAUUCAAACACCCCCUAAUGACGACGCUGAAAGAGACAUUUCAACUCUCCCAAGUUCUGAACACCAACCUGAACAAGUCCAGUUACAACCACCACUACCACCACCACCUUCACCGUACACCGAAGAACCGAAGCGUUUCGUCACCCCGAGUGACGUAACUCGUGCCAUCAAUUCCUCGAGGUUUAUCCGUCUCUGUUGUUCCAUUCUCGUGGCGCUUCUGGUGCUUUUGUCUUUUCUGGGUACAAAUUUUUUCACAGCUGUGAUCAGCUUUAGGCCACUCUACCUUGUUCUCGUGACCAAUGUAACGGUUGUGAUUGCGAGACUCUUUUUCGGCGAGCAGAGGGGUUUUGGAAGAAGAGGUUCUUCUGGUGAUAGUGAAGGUGAAUAUUCGCAACUUGCCAGGACGUUAGAGUUGUGUUUGGUGGCGCAGACUGUGGCGGAUGCUGUGUUCAUGGAUUGCGCUGUCUAUGCAGUUGUUCUGAUUUGUGGUCUUUCUGUGAUCAACGCAUGA